GCAGAUGAGUUCAUUCAAAAUGCCCGCCUUGCCUGAAUGCACCUGUUCUUACCUGCUAGAAGAACUGAAGCUGAUAUGGAAUGAGGUGGGACAAGACCAAGCGGAGAGGGAAAGGAUUCUGCAAGAACUGGAACAGUGCCUGGAAGUCUACAAGAGGAAAGUCGACAGGGCUAACAUUUCGAGAGUGCGUCUGCAUCAAGCAUUGGCCGAUUCAGAAGCUGAAUUUACCAAUCUUCUAAUCUCGCUCGGAGAGAGAUCGUUGCCGGGACGGUUGAUGGGGACAUUGAAGGAGCAACUGGAUUUAAUCACCCCUGCCCUAAGGAGGAUGCAGCUAAAGAAGGAAGAGAGGGUAAGCCAGUUUAAGGAAGUGCUGACAGAAAUACAGAAAAUAAAGUUGGACAUUGCAGGUCGCUCGGAUGAAUUUGAAAAUUUUACAGUGGAUGAAAGUGAGCUUUCGCUGAAGAAGCUGGAAGAGUAUAACAGGGAGCGUCAAAGACUGAAACGCGAGAAGAGUGAUAGGAUACAAAAGGUGGAAAGGUAUUUAGGAGAAGUUCGUGAACUUGCUGCAACAAUGGGUAUGAACUCUGCCAAGAUCGUUGGUGAUGUACAUCACAGCUUGGAUGACUCGAGUGAAAAGAGAUCGAAGAACAUAAGUGAUGCCAUCUUGGAGAGGCUUGAUACUACCGUUAAUUUACUCAAAGAUGAGAAGAAAAAAAGGAUGGACAAGCUAAGCAGGCUUGGAAAAAAACUCGUAAAUUUGUGGAAUCUAAUGGAUGCACCACUCAAAGAUCGACAACCAUACAUAGAUAUAGUGAUCAUAUCACCAUCAGCCUCGGCUGGCGAUGCUCGCCCCGAAAGCCUCACAGUCGACAUAAUUGACCAGGUUGAGUCUGAAGUUGCAAGAUUAGAUCAGUUAAAAGCAAGUAAAAUGAAGGAGCUCUUCAUCAAUAAACAGAUAGAACUUGAGGAAAUAUGCAAGAAGUCUCACAUGGAGUUACCUCCACAGUCAGAGAUGGAAAACACCAUGAAUCUCAUCAUGCAAGGAGAGAUGGAGCACGACGAUCUCUUAAUGAGCAUGGAAGAAUAUAUUUCCAAGGCGAAAGAAGAGGUGUCAAGCAGGAAGGAUAUAAUGGAGAAGGUUGAAAAAUGGAUGGCAUCAUGCAAUGAAGAACGUUGGCUAGAAGAGUUUAGCAGGGAUGAAAACAGGUAUUCGGUUAGCAGAGGUGCUCACAAGAAUCUCAAACGUGCCGAACGUGCUAGGAUAACAGCGAAAAGAAUUCCAGGAUUGGUGGAAAUAAUAAUGGAGAAAACUAAAAUUUGGGAAACGGAAAGGAAGAAGAGUUUCCUGUAUGAUGAGGUUCCUCUGAUGGCAAUGCUGGAGGAGUACAAAUUGCUAAGGCAAGAAAAGGAGGAAGAGAUACAGAGACAGAGGGAAAAAAAGCGGGUUCAACUUUUGGGAGAGAAGGAUGAACUUUUCAGAUCAAGGCCGGGCACAAGCAGUUACCGCAUACCAAACAGAAGCUUAAAUAGCAGCUUCAGCAGUACUUCCUCCUUAAUUAGAAAGGUAGUCAGCCAUACAGAUCAGCAUGUAUCAAGCAGUUCAAUAGCUCAGAUAAGAAGGGGAAGAAAGGAUGGAAAGAGGACAGAAACACACAGGAUAUUGGUGAAGAACAAUAGCCUUGCUCUCAAAACUGAUACAGCAUCAGUAAUCUCGACAAGCUUUUCAGGUCCAUCAUCUCCCUAAUGAAUAGUAUCUUAAAGAUUUUUUAUGUAGUUCC
This is a messenger RNA of Phalaenopsis equestris, 1778 nucleotides long. RefSeq names its product 65-kDa microtubule-associated protein 8. Gene Ontology annotation, molecular function: microtubule binding. Gene Ontology annotation, cellular component: spindle; cytoplasm. The transcript has 11 exons. Gene Ontology annotation, biological process: microtubule cytoskeleton organization. Lineage: Eukaryota; Viridiplantae; Streptophyta; Magnoliopsida; Asparagales; Orchidaceae. Bases 5 to 1744 code for a protein of 579 amino acids. The record is from RefSeq and is a predicted model, not a curated record.